Messenger RNA from Psammomys obesus (fat sand rat), 534 nucleotides. RefSeq names its product sperm motility kinase-like. The transcript has a single exon. Lineage: Eukaryota; Metazoa; Chordata; Mammalia; Rodentia; Muridae. Gene Ontology annotation, biological process: microtubule cytoskeleton organization; protein phosphorylation; intracellular signal transduction. Gene Ontology annotation, cellular component: cytoplasm. The annotation marks the transcript as partial. Gene Ontology annotation, molecular function: tau-protein kinase activity; protein serine/threonine kinase activity; ATP binding. The record is from RefSeq and is a predicted model, not a curated record.
AUGAAGGAGGAGGGCCUGACUCUGAAGCAGGGCAUGGAGGCCUGCUCCUCUGUGGAGGACCCCUUCAACACCGAUUAUAGAAUGAUGAUGACUCUGGGACACGGACAUUUUUCUGAAGUUAAACUCGCCUUCCAUGUGCCCACUGUGACCUGUGUGGCUGUAAAACUCCUUAGAAACAAGAAGAAGUACAAUUCGAUUUUUAAUAGUGAAAUCAGCGUCAUGAAAUCCAUGAACCAUCCAAAUAUAAUCAAGCUGUUUCACGUGAUCGAGAAGGAAGAGAUCACCUACCUGGUGAUGGAGCACGCCUCAGAGGGAGAGCUGCUGCGGCGCAUCCUGGAACGGGGGUCUUUACCGGAGAGCGAGGCUGAAAUGAUAUUUACUCAGGUGGUACACGCAGUGAAUUACUGUCACGAAAAUCAAGUUGUCCACAGAGAUAUAAAAGCCACGAAUAUUCUUAUGGACUGCAGGGGGAACGCCAAGCUGAUUGAUUUUAGUCUCUCUGUCAAAGUAACUCCUGGGCAGAAACUGCGGGGU